Chlorella variabilis is the source of this 1314-nucleotide messenger RNA. RefSeq lists its product as hypothetical. Gene Ontology annotation, cellular component: plasma membrane. Gene Ontology annotation, molecular function: ammonium channel activity. The record is from RefSeq and is a predicted model, not a curated record. Gene Ontology annotation, biological process: ammonium transmembrane transport; ammonium homeostasis. NCBI's taxonomy places the organism in Eukaryota, Viridiplantae, Chlorophyta, Trebouxiophyceae, Chlorellales, Chlorellaceae. The coding region runs from base 1 to 1314 and encodes 437 amino acids. The transcript has 5 exons.
AUGGACGCCGAGGCCGGCACCCCCCUCCUGGACCAGGCCCAUGGCCACGGCACGCCCUGGAACCUGCGCGGCACGUUUGGCGCCUCGCUGGCGGGCCUCACCGCGCUGCUGCUGGGCCUGCUGGCCGGCUUUGGCCGCUUUGCCCCCGACAUCGACGACACCCACGUGGGCCAGUACUACUCGUACCUCACAGACGUCUACGUCAUGAUCUUCCUGGGCUUUGGCUUCCUCAUGACCUUCCUCAAGCGCUACUCCUACUCCGCGGUCUCCCUCAACUACGUCACCUCCUGCCUGGUCAUCCUGGAGGCGGUGUUGGCCUGCGGGUGGGCGCAGCAGGGCUGGGGCGCGGUGGCCGUGGACCUCCCGCUGCUCAUCGACGCCGCCUUUGCCGCCGGCGCCGCCAUGAUCUCCUUUGGCGCGGUGCUGGGCAAGGCCACGCCCGCGCAGCUGGUGUGGCUGCUGGCGCUGGAGGUGCCGCUGUACGCGGCCAACGCGCAGCUGGUGGCAGGCAGGUGGGGCGCGCUGGAUGUCGGCGGCUCCAUCACCAUCCACGCCUUUGGCGCCGUGUACGGCGUGGCGGCCGCCGCCUUCUUGGCGCCGCGCGGCUCGGGGUCGGCCCACCCUAAGAGUGGCGCCUCCUACGUCUCAGACAUGACCGCCAUGCUGGGAACCAUCUUCCUGUUCAUCUACUGGCCUUCCUUCAACGGCGCCCUGGCCUCCGCCCCAGGCGAGAAGGCACAGCCCCAGGUGUACUGCAUCAUGAACACCGUGGUGGCGCUGUUGGGCGCCGUGCUGGCCGCCUUUGCCGCCUCGGCCGCCGCCACCGGCAAGCUGGACAUGGUGCACAUCCAGAACGCCACACUGGCGGGGGGCGUCGCCAUCGGCUCCUCCGCCAACCUGGCCAUGCCGCCCGCCUGCGCCCUGGCAGUGGGCAUCACUGCCGGCGCGCUGUCCACCGCGGGCUACCUGGUGCUGAGCCCCUUCCUGGAGGGCAAGUGCGGCAUCACCGACACGUGCGGCGUGGCCAACCUGCACGGCGCGCCCGGCAUCUGGGGCGGCCUCGCCUCCGCCCUCUUCUCCUGGCUCUUCGCCGCCGGCGCCAACAAGAAGCUGAUCGUGCACGGCGCCAGCCAGCCCGCGGUGCAGCUGGCCGCGCUGGGGUGCACGCUGGCGGCGGCCGCGGCGGGCGGCGCGCUGGCGGGUUUCCUGGUCAGCAAGGCCGACCCGGCCAAGCAGUCCCUGGAAGAGGGCGACCUUUAUGAGGAUGCCGUGUUCUGGCAUGAGGUGGAGGGGGAGGAGCACAAGGAGGAGUGA